Erythranthe guttata (spotted monkey flower) is the source of this 2595-nucleotide messenger RNA. Lineage: Eukaryota; Viridiplantae; Streptophyta; Magnoliopsida; Lamiales; Phrymaceae. The record is from RefSeq and is a predicted model, not a curated record.
AUGUAUAAUAGACUCGUGAAAAGUCGAAAAGGAUUAACAGAUGAGUUUAUAAGAGGUGUUGGUGAAUUUAUAUCUUUUGCAUUAUCGCAAGAUACUUUUGUAUCUAAUGGUAAAAUACGGUGUCCGUGUUCAAGGUGUGAUAAUCUUGGUUUUCUUGGUAUAGAGGAUGUAAAGACUCACUUAUAUAAGUACGGUUUCAUCCAUGAUUAUUACCAGUGGGUAUCGCAUGGAGAGGAAUACGUAUAUUUUGAAGCCCUAACUUCUACCCCUAUAGAAAACGAACAAGAAAAUGAACAAAGUGUUCAAACACCACCAAAUCCAUAUCGCACAAUGGUUUUAGAAGCAUCUGGACUUAAUCAAAACUUUGAAUUUGAUAGAGAUGAUUUAACUCGAGAUGAUGAAGAAGUACCUAAUAGCGUUGCUGAGAAAUUUUAUGAAUUGCUUAAGGCUACAGAAGAACCACUUUAUGAAGGGUGUAAAUCCCAUACCCCAUUAUCAGUGAUGGCAAGGUUGUUAAACAUUAAAUCCGAGUUCAAUAUGAGUCAAGCAUGCUUUAAUCGAAUAUUGCAGCUGGUGAGAGAGCUAUUACCAGAUGAUACCAAAUUACCUAAUGAUUUUUACAAGACUAAACAAAUGGUUAGAAAACUCGGUUUAGGCUAUCAGAAGAUACACGUGUGCGUAAAUGAAUGUAUUUUGUAUUAUAAAGAAAAUGAGGAGUUGAACUUAUGUCCUAUUUUUGGUCACUCUCGAUAUAAACCUAAGAGAAGAGGUGAUAAAAAACAAAAAGACAUUCCUCAUAAGAUUUUGCGGUACUUUCCUCUCACACCACGACUUCAGAGAUUAUAUCUGUCUUCUAAAACUUCUGAACAUAUGAUAUGGCACAAAAGAAACGGUCAAGAAAGUGAGACGAUGAGGCAUCCGUGUGAUGGGGAGGCGUGGAAGAGCUUUGAUGAAUCUUAUCCUUUAUUUUCUUCCGAGCCACGCAACGUUCGAUUAGCUCUUUCAUCCGAUGGAUUUAGUCCAUAUGGACAAAAGAGUCAUCCUUAUUCUUGUUGGCCAGUAAUCAUUACUCCGUACAACCUUCCACCUGGAAUGUGUAUGAAAACCCCUUACAUGUUCUUGACUCUCGUUAUCCCUGGGCCAAAAAGUCCCGGUAAGAACAUAGAUCUAUAUUUGCAGCCUCUCAUAGAUGAGUUGAAAGAAUUGUGGGAUGUGAGAGUAGAAACCUAUGAUUCAUUUAGGAAACAAAAUUUUCUAAUGCGAGCUGCACUUAUGUGGACCAUUAAUGACUUUCCAGCGUAUGGAAUGUUAUCUGGAUGGAGCACACAUGGUGUUUUAUCAUGUCCUGUGUGUAUGGAGAACAACAAGUCAUUUUACUUGAAAGAGGGUAGGAAACCAACAUUUUUUUAUUGCCAUCGUCAAUUUCUACCCAUGAAUCAUUCUUUUCGAAAAGAUAAGAAAUCUUUCCGCAAAGGGAGUGUGGAGAAGGCAAUGGCUCCAGCAAGGUUGUCUAGCGAAGAUGUUUGGGGAAAGGUGCGCAAUUUACCAAAGAUAGUGGGGAGAAUUGGGCAUGAAAAACUUCCUGGAUUUGGGGAGAAUCAUAAUUGGACAAAACAAUCCAUAUUUUGGGAAUUGCCUUAUUGGCAUGCACACCUCAUUCGACAUAAUCUAGAUGUGAUGCAUAUUGAGAAAAAUGUGUUUGAUAAUACUUUCAAUACAAUUAUGGAUUUUAAGGGCAAGUCCAAGGAUAACAUCAAAGCUAGAAAGGACUUGAAAAUCAUUUGCCAUCGUCCAGAUCUUGAAUUGAGGAAGCGAAAUGGAAAAGUUUUUGUACCAAAAGCAGUUUACUCAUUAUCAAAGGAUCAAAAAAAGUUGGUAUGUGAAUGGGUUAAAAACCUUAGACUACCCGAUGGGUAUGCCUCGAAUUUAGCAAAAUGUGUGGACAUGAAAGAUUUGAAAGUAUCUCGAUUGAAAAGUCACGAUUGUCAUGUCUGGAUGGAAAGAUUAAUCCCAAUUGCAUUUAAAGAUUUGUUGCCUGAAUCAGUUUGGAAUGCAUUGACCGAGCUAAGUUUAUUUUUCAAAGGCUUAUGCUCAAGAGAGUUGCAGAUUAAAAAUAUAAAAAAAUUGGAAGAGAGCAUUGUAGUGACCAUAUGCAAGUUGGAAAAAAUAUUUCCUCCUGGUUUCUUUGACUCCAUGGAACAUUUGCCAAUUCACCUGCCUUAUGAAGUUAGUGUUGGGGGUCCGAUGCAAUAUCGGUGGAUGUACCCAUUUGAACGGUUUUUGCACCAUUUAAAGAAGAAAGUAACCAACAAAGCUUGUAUUGAGGGUUCUAUUUGUGAAGCAUAUUUGAUUGAAGAAACUUCGACUUUUUGCUCUCAUUAUUUUGAACCUCAUAUUCAAACUAAGCUAACCACUGUUGGUCGUCAUGAUGAGGGAGGCGAGGUUGAUGCUCCUGAUGGAUCUUUGUCUAUCUUUACUCAUCCAGGUCGUCCUUCUGGAUAUGAGCUCGUGCGGUACUUGGGAGAUGAAGAGUUCAAUGCUGCCACUAUAUACGUUUUAUUGAAUUGUGCAGAGAUUGAACCAUUUGUGAAGUAA